AUGGUUGCGGUUAAUCGAAACGGUUUUACUCUGCUUGGAAAGGAAGUGGCAAGGAGCAAGCCGCCACGAUGGAACAUCAUUUUCAUCCAUGGUCUUCGGGGCCAUCCACAGAAUACGUGGGGCCGGGGCUCUGACGAAAGCCCGGAUGCCGAGCGGGAACCUACUCCUAAACCUACAUCGAGGCUCAAAACUCUCUUUAAGCGCGACAAGUCCCAACUUCGAUCCGAUCGAUCCAGUUCCGGGCCAAGCAGCCCACAGCCCCGUCCCUUCUGGCCAGACGAGUUCAUACCGCACGAUAUCCCCGAAGCCAUAGUAUGGACGUACGGAUACAAUUCAGAGGUGAUAAGUGGUCUUUUUACGCCAAAUAAUGCAAAUAGCGUCUUCCAGCACGGCCGGGACCUUGCUGGGCGGUUUGAGCGGGAGAUAAAGAACGAGCAUCCGGUGAUUUUUGUUGCACACAGCCUGGGGGGCAUCAUCCUCAAAGAGGCCAUACGAAAGUCGCAGGUGUGCCGAUCAAGAACCAAGCUAAUUAUCUUUCUCGGCACUCCUCAUCGUGGGAGUCGCGCUGCUAGCUGGGGCGUGACCGCAGCCAAGCUAGCCCGCCUUGCCUUUUCUCCGAACAUAACCCUCGUGGAGUCCCUCGACGUGGACAGCCUUGCGCUCGAUACAAUACAUGAAGAAUUCAUAAACAUUGUGCAUGAUUUUCAGCUACAAAUCCAUUCCUUCCAGGAAGGGCGGCCGAUGUCGACGAUCCCAGGACAUAUUGAGAAGAUUGUUGACGACUUCUCAUCAAGGCUUGGCCUGCCCCAAGCUUUUGAGAGGGUUGAGACGCUCGAUGCUGACCAUAAACAGAUGGUCAAGUGCACAGGCAGGGAAGAUGACCGCUAUCGAACUAUUCGUAGUGUGAUACAGCAUUUUAUCCACCGGCCACCGGUUGAGGCAAGCUCUGCCGCAAGAAUCACCAAUAUGACAACCUCGCUCUCUUUAGAGGCCGGAGCACCUCGGUUAGACACCACAGAAACAGACCGGGUGUUCUUUUGCAUUCCAUUCAUGUUGAACUCCCGUUUCGUAGGACGGGACAACAUUCUAUCUAAGAUCUCAACCACCCUGUUCACCAACAAUGGAUACAACAGACUUGCCCUGGUUGGUUUGGGGGGCAUCGGUAAAUCGCAGAUUGCCAUCCAGUUUGCGUUCUGGGUCGAACAGAACAAGCCCAAAGUUUCGGUUUUUUGGCUUUCGGCGUUGAGCAAAGCCAGCUUUGAGCAGUCUUGCCGGGAAAUCGUGACACAAUGCGACCUUCGUCAAUCUUCUGCGACUAUUGAUAAUGAUGCCACAAUAUUAGUGCAGCAAUACCUAACCUCGAAAGCCUCUGGGAAAUGGGUUUUAAUUCUGGACAACGUGGACGAUGCGCAAAUUCUUGGGCGACCUAUACAUUCCUUCCUUCCCAAAAGUAGGGGUGGAUUGAUGCUUUUUACGACACGGUCUCAACAGAUCGCCAGUGACCUUGCUACCAGCGAAGUCAUCAGAAUCCCUGAGAUGUCCCCGGCGGAGGCGAAAGGGUAUCUGGAAAAUUCACUCUCUCAGAAGGACUUAAUCAAAGAUGAAGCCGCCACUGAAGCCCUCUUACGAACACUCACUCAUUUGCCUUUGGCAAUUACUCAAGCUGCAGCAUUUAUCAACAGUAAUAGUGUUUCAAUUGCCCGAUAUCUUGACUUAAUCAACCAGGCUGAUGGGAAUAUGGUUGAGCUGCUCAGCAGUGAGUUUCAGGAUGAGACAAGAUACCCCGAAAGCGCAAAUGCUGUGGUUGCGUCCUGGCUCGUGUCUUUCAAUCGAAUUAGCGAGACAGACACAGUUGCCACCAGAUUUCUCUCGUUCCUGGCCUGGAUCGAGCCAAAGGGAAUCCCUCAAUCCAUAUUUCCCGAGGAAUCCGAGAUCGAGCUAUGCCGAGCUAUUGGGACACUUCUAGGUUAUGGGUUCUUGUCCCAACGAAAGGAGAAUGGUAUAUAUGAUAUGCACAGCCUUGUUCACUUGGUGACUCAGACGUGGAACAGCAACCACGGGGAAAAUUCGUGGACUUUGAGAGAAACUAUGUCUCAAAUCAUCAUGGUCUUCCCAUCUAUUAAGUGGGAGAAUCGCGAAGUGUGGAGGCAAUACCUUCCUCAUUCAUUACGGGCUCUGCAAAAUGCUGCUACGCUCGAUGAUGAAGGGACCCGCUUGGGGCACUGGAUUGGCAAGUCCCUUCGAGAAGAUAGGCGCGACCAAGAAGCAAUUGAAGUGCUUGAGCGUGUGUUACAAUUCCGGAAUGAAGCUCUUGCAGAGGACCACCCAGACCGCCUGGCAUCACAACAUUCACUAGCAAGUGCUUACCAAGAUAAUGGGCAGGUCAAAGAGGCAAUUAGUCUACUAGAGAAGGUGGUUUUCAUUGAAUCAGGACUUCUUGCAGAGGACCACCCAUCCCGCCUGUCAUCACAGCAUGCACUCGCAAGUGCGUACCAAGAUAAUGGGCAGGUCAAAGAGGCAAUUAGUCUACUAGAGAAGGUGGUUUUCAUUGAAUCAGGACUUCUUGCAGAGGACCACCCAUCCCGCCUGUCAUCACAGCAUGCACUCGCACUUGCUUAUAACGAUGAUGGGCAGGUCAAAGAGGCAAUUAGUCUACUAGAGAAGGUGGUUUUCAUUAAAUCAGACCUUCUUGCAGAGGACCACCCAUCCCGCCUGUCAUCACAGCAUGCACUCGCACUUGCUUAUGACGAUGAUGGGCAGGUCAAAAAGGCAAUUAGUCUACUAGAGAAGGUGGUUUUCAUUAAAUCAGACCUUCUUGCAGAGGACCACCCAUCCCGCCUAGCAUCACAACAUGCACUUGCAGUUGCUUACAAAGGUAACGGGCAGAUAAAAGAGGCAAUUAGUCUACUAGAGAAGGCGGUCUCAAUCCGAUCAGACCUUGCAGAAGAUCACCCAUCCCGCUUGUCAUCACAGCAUGCACUUGCAGUUGCUUACCAAGACAACGGGCAGGUAAAAGAGGCAAUUAGUCUACUAGAGAAGGUGGUCUUGAUCGAGUCAAAUCUUGCAGAAGAUAACCCAUCCCGCCUGUCAUCACAGCAUGCACUCGCAAGUGCUUAUGACGAUGAUGGGCAGAUCAAAAAGGCGAUCAAGCUCCAGGAGCAAGUGGUCUCGAUAAGACAGAGAACACUUGCAGAGGACCACCCAAAGCGACUUGCUUCAGAAGAAAAUCUGAAAUAUUUUCAUCAAGCCUAUCGUCAAUGA
Molecule: messenger RNA, 3261 nt
Organism: Clonostachys solani
Lineage: Eukaryota; Fungi; Ascomycota; Sordariomycetes; Hypocreales; Bionectriaceae
Source: the annotation of a GenBank genome assembly